AUGGCUUUGCAAGAUGUCACUUUUCCCGUCAAGCCCAUUGUGAAGAUACACUUUAUCAUCAAUUGUGUGCUGGUCUUCAUCACGCUUGUUGUUGUUGGGCUGCGGAUUCUGUCACGCGUGAUUACCAACGCCGGACUCGGUUGGGAUGACUUCCUCAUCCUCGUGGCUACGCCCGAGGCCAUUGGCAUGCUUGUUAUCCAGGGACUUUAUUUGCCAAUGGGCGUGGGCUAUCCCAUCAACGAGACCCUGCCGAACCUGGUCGUGAUCCUGAAAUUGAUGGUGUCGUACGCUCUGAUCUACAGUUUCUGCAUCAGCGCUAUCAAGAUGAGCGUUCUAUGUUUCUAUCUUCGAAUCUUCGUCAACAAGUACGUGCGCAUAGCCACCAUGGUGGUAGCCGGGUUUGUCCUCACUUGGACUACUGCCAACAUUUUACUGCUAUUUCUCAUAUGCCGUCCAUUCCGAGCAAAUUACGAUCCCACUCUCGCCACUGGCCAUUGUGGGAACCAAGUUACAGCCUUCAUCUCAAUUGGUGUCUUCAACAUCAUCAGCGACAUCAUGAUCUGUUUACUCCCCCUCCCGACCAUCUGGGGAUUGAAGGCACGACAGAAGAUGAAAUUAUCUUUAACGGGUCUUUUUACCAUUAGUUUGGCGGUAUCUGCCGUCGCCGCCGGUCGUAUUGCCGCUCUUACACAUCUGGAGCUUGUAAACCUCACCGGAACAAUGGUCUGGGUGGACUUCCUAUCAACCACAGAAAUCAGUCUCGGCAUUCUCUGCGUCUCCCUGCCCAUGCUCGGUCCCAUAUUAUCCAAGGUUCGAAAGGGUGGUCACAGCCGGUAUGGCUCAAACAGCUGGCAAAAAAAAUAUCCCAACGCGGCCUCGAAAGGCUCGGCGUCCAAGUUCUCAAGCAAGAAGAGGCAACCUGGAGCGGACACGAUUAUCUUGAAUUCAAUUGAUGCUGCGGACGAGCACGAUCACGAUCCCAUAAACUAUCCUGGCAAUGCGGAAACAUCGAGCCAACAUGGAAGUGAGGCAUCUCUCAACCCUGCUUAUAAGCAGGCACAGAUUGGGGUUGCAAGGGUAUAG
Messenger RNA from Talaromyces amestolkiae, 1083 nucleotides. RefSeq lists its product as uncharacterized. The record is from RefSeq and is a predicted model, not a curated record. The coding region runs from base 1 to 1083 and encodes 360 amino acids. The transcript has 3 exons. NCBI's taxonomy places the organism in Eukaryota, Fungi, Ascomycota, Eurotiomycetes, Eurotiales, Trichocomaceae.